Coregonus sp. 'balchen' is the source of this 10395-nucleotide messenger RNA. The record is from the annotation of a GenBank genome assembly. Lineage: Eukaryota; Metazoa; Chordata; Actinopteri; Salmoniformes; Salmonidae.
AUGCCCAAGCCACUGACAGACCAGGAUAAGAGGAAGCAGAUAUCGGUGCGAGGGCUUGCAGGAGUGGAAAAUGUUUCAGACCUUAAGACCAAUUUUAAUCGCCAUCUCCACUUUACGCUGGUAAAGGACCGAAAUGUGGCGACCAAAAGGGACUACUACUUCGCCUUGGCCAACACUGUCCGCGACCAUCUGGUGGGCAGAUGGAUCAGGACGCAGCAGCACUACUAUGAGAAAGACCCCAAAGUAAGCAAGCAGCAGGGUUGCCGCAGUGACACAGUGAUCCCAUCCCCUCGCACGAUACUCGGCACGUACGCCUCUGUCAGACUCCGGAGAAAGUGGGAGGGAUGGCUUCCCAGGGAAAUAUCACUGCGCAGUACGUGCAAUAAUGCUGAAGUCUAGACUAGGGAUGCGCUGCAGACGCUAUAGUUACAGAAAUGUUAUGUUUAUAACAUGUAUUUAAAUUAAUUGAGGGGACAGUAGCCUACCUAUUUAAUCCUCAAUGUGAUUAUGCGGUGAACAUGGGAAUGCCGAAUUCCACAUUGAGCGCUCCAAAGCCCCUUACGAGUUAUAUAACCAUGUUGUGCAUCUCUGGAUGAGAACAUAUGGAUUCAGUAAACGUUUGACUCUCUCUAUUCUAACAGUGAAUGCAUCUGAUGAUGCAUGGAUAGCUGAAAUGGAAAUGGAAAUAUUUUCAAGCUAGUGCUUGACACUUGUAGAAUGAAACUAAUGCAGCGCACCGUUCAACGGGAGUCAGGAAACUGGUUGUUAAAUAUGUAUUACGUAAUAGGAUAGCCUAGAAGUUGCUGUAACCCAAACCAAUAUGUUUACAUAGUAGCCAAAAUACAUAUGUGUUAAAUUCUUUUGGAGAUGGAUUUUAGCUGUUAUAAUUAUAUAUAUAUAUUUGUCUUUUGCAUUUUUAGUCAUUUAGCAGACGCUCUUAUCCAGAGCGACUUACAGUCAGUGCAUCUUUUUUCUUUCAUACUGGUCCCCCGCGGGAAUCGAACCCCCAACCCUGUCGUUGCAAGCGCCAUGCUCUACCAACUGAGCUACUCGGGGCCCGUAUUAACAUUCUCUAUUUCAUACAUAUCACUGGCACCAGUACAUGAAGCAAUAACAUGUCUUAUUAUGUAAUUUCCAAGGGAUACAGAAACAAAGAUUUAUCAAUGAAUUGAACCAGAAUGCACCAGAGCCAAUAACGCUGAUAUAACAUUGUGUACUAGGCUACUGCACUGUGCAGCACACAAUCAGCAUCAUACCAGUAUAGCCACAUUCAUUAUUCUGGUUGGUAUGGGAACAAAAUAACUGCAUUUUUUUUGUGCAGAAGAGCAGACAUAUCAUGUUGAUUGUAUGAUAUGGUAACUUAGAACAUAAAUGUAAAUGAAAAGGCCUGCAGUGGCAUUAGACUCCUGGCCCUGAGCUAUAGGCCUUGGAUGACAUUCAUUUUUAUUAGUGUCCGGAGGUCAACCUUUAUAAAGCCAAAGUCCCUAAGAUCAUAUUUGGCCAAUGCCCCCUAACAAAUAUAUUAUAAUUUGUUUACACUAAUCCUUAACUAGUGAUCGAGCUCGGGUUCAACUACAUUUUUAGCAUUUGUACAUUUCACAUAACAAUAUGGCUAUGCAAGCUUCACCAGCAGAAGAACAAUCCACGCUCCCAAAAGUCUUCAAAUUUACAACCCACAGUAAUAAUAUGCGUCCUGUUGUUUUGUGUGUUUAUGUAACCCCAUCUGCACCAAUCUGUUUAGUCGCUCUAACCUUUUGGAGCUGAUCACCAAUGCUGCUAUAUUUAUAUCCAGGGACUGGAUGCCUUUGUCACCUAAUCUUAGUCACACUUAAUGGGACAGUGGUGCACUCUGUUUUCCAUGCCCUCAUUUGCAUUCCCCCGAUUGUCGAAGAACAACAUUUGAAAUGUCAAAGGUCAAUCAAAGGUUCAGGUGAAAACCCCUCCCCAUUUAGGAACACGCCAUCCUGCUCAACGAUAUUAUAGAAAUAGUCAAGCAGAGAGUCCUUUCAUUUUGUAGCUUCAGUGUGAGUAACAUACCACAUACAUUAAUUGUAACCUGAACGAUAACAUGAUGUACAAUGUACAUUUCCUCUGUAUGACGUUGUAGUGGGUGGAGACAGGCUGCAGAGUAAUCUGAUACGGACAUAAGUAAAGUGUUGAUUAAUCCGUUAGAGAUUCAGGCCAGGAACAUAAUGCUGCCACUGUUUUCAGCACUCUUUAAAUAGGUUAUUAUGGGUGAACCAAGCGUGCCUUAAAGAAACUAAACUUAGACUUCUGUUGAAGCUGUUGAUAUACACUGGCACAGAGUUUCAAGUGAGUCCAACGCACUCACAAAGAGCUGUUGCUUGACUGGUUGCCAACAAUAGCACUCCUGUGGUUGGCAGCACCUGCUCUCUCCCCUUUGCCACAGCCGCUGCCUCUCCAAUAGAAUAAGAAAAGCAUAGAUAACGUGGCAUUUCUCAGGGCAACCACUACUGUUGGGUGGCUGAUGGUGUGUUGAAUAUAGACAAUAUACUGUACUGUACUGCAUUAACUCUUCUUGAUGAGCCUUCCCCUGUUGUUCCUCUGUAGCGUGUGUAUUACCUGUCCCUGGAGUUCUACAUGGGGCGCACCCUGCAGAAUACCAUGGUGAACCUGGCUCUGGAGAAUGCAUGCGACGAGGCUACCUAUCAGGUGAGAGAUGGAUAGGGCUUAGGCCACUUCUGGACCAUGACAGUGCCCCAUCAUAGUUACCUCAACCUGGUACAUUGUGUCUGACAUACACUGCAGAGGGUAUGGAACUGGCACAUUGAACAUUUAUGCCACUGAAAAUGUGUGCUUUUUCUCACGCUUCAUGCAAGAUUCAAGGAUACUUUCUUAUUUAAGAAUUUCAAGUACAUUGCCCUGCUCUGAGAUUGAAGCAAAUGUAUUCAGAAGCAAAAGCUUUUCCUAAUAGACUAAUGCGGCUCCCUCCUCCCUCCAUUUUAUUUUGUAUAAUGGACUAAUAAAGUACUAUAAAUCUUAACAAUUUAUCUUCAUCUUCAUCAGUUGGGCCUGGACAUGGAGGAGCUGCAGGACAUUGAAGAAGAUGCCGGCCUGGGAAAUGGUGGCCUUGGACGGCUCGCCGGUGAGUUCCUCCUCCUCCUCCUCCUCCUCCUUGGCUCUCUAUUGGUCUACCUCGCUGCCCCCCCCCCCCCCCCCCCCCCACCCCUAAAAAUAGUGUGGCCAACGACAGUGAUGCUCAGUGGACAGGACAACCCUGUUUCACCCCAUCUCUCCGUCACAUCCCCCUGUGCUCUCAGCCUGCUUCCUAGAUUCCAUGGCGUCUCUGGGACUGGCAGCUUACGGCUAUGGCAUCCGCUAUGAGUUUGGCAUCUUCAACCAGAAAAUUGUCAAUGGCUGGCAGGUAGUUUGACUCGCAAAGUUUACUAUAUGUAUGUACAUGUCUGUGAUUGCAUGUUAGUCAGUGAAUAUAGUCAUUUUCGGUGCUUGUUGGAGUCAUGUGCUUUAGAUGGUCAAAUUAUUUUAUGAAUCAUUUCUCACAUUUGCACAUAUUUGUAAUCGAGUCAUAGUAAACUCAUGAUGCUGUAUAAUCAUGAUAAUCAACUCAUUGUACAUCGUAUUGAUUUACAUCUCUCCACAGGUAGAGGAGGCUGACGAUUGGCUGCGCUACGGCAACCCCUGGGAGAAGGCCCGACCUGAGUACAUGCGACCCGUCCACUUCUACGGCAGAGUGGAGCACACCCCCGAGGGUGUGAAAUGGGUCGAUACACAGGUGAGAGACUACAUAAAGACGAUACAACAUAGAAAUAAUAAUAAUUGUGGACAUAACUAAACAUUACUUGGCCCUUCUACAUUAACAGGUAGUGUUGGCCCUUCCUUAUGACACCCCAGUCCCUGGUUACAGGAACAAUGUUGUGAACACCAUGAGACUGUGGUCCGCCAAGGCCCCCUGUGAUUUCAACCUGAAAGACUGUGAGUUACUUCUGGACUGUCUGUGUCUGGUUUAUUGUUUAAACCUACUGAUUAAAUUAUGUAUUCAUGAAAAUGUUUACAACCUUUAUAAUAUUAUUAACAGUAAUCUAAUUUCAACAAUCACUUUAAUUAUCCGUAAUCUAAUUCAACAAUCAUGAUGUUGAUUGUCAUGAUGGGAGCUGGAUGAAAAAAAUAAAAAAAUGUAUGCACUCACUAACUCUGGAUAAGAGCAUCUGCUAAAUGACUAAAAUGUUAAAUGUAAAAUGUACUAAGCAAGGCAUUUGAAAUGCUAGAUGUGACCAGAGCAUGUUUGUUUGUUCUACAGUCAAUGUGGGUGGCUACAUUCAGGCUGUGCUGGACAGAAACUUGGCUGAGAACAUCUCCCGUGUUCUGUACCCCAAUGACAACGUGAGUAGAACCCAGUGUUGAUUUAACUUUUAUUUAACCAGACGAGUUAUAAGAACAGAUUCUUAUCUACAAUGACGAUUCAUUGUAACUAAUCAAUUCGUUUUCCUAAUGCUGUCAAAACAUUUUAUCCAUUCAAAGUAUUAUGUCUACUGCUUGCUAUAGAGACAGGUUCCUGUAAGAAUGCAUUUAAGCUGAGUCAUCAAAGCACUUCUCUGAGAACAUCAUAAUAAACAAGCGUGAUGGACUGUGCUCCUGUGUUUGACCCCAGUUCUUCGAGGGGAAGGAGCUUCGUCUGAAGCAGGAGUACUUUGUGGUGGCAGCCACUCUGCAGGACAUCGUCCGUCGCUUCAAGUCCUCCAAGUUCGGCUCCACUGAGGUUGUGCGCGUUGACCUUUCCACCCUACCUGACAAGGUAAGAUAGAUAGGAUAGAUACCGUUAGCGUCCUGGAACUGGACAAUAUGAAUCAAAGUACCAUCUACUCUCCAAAUGUCUUUGUUCAUUGAGCACACUGCGGUACUAUGUCAAAGACACAAUGUGCUUCUACAUCUGCAUUGCUUGCUGUUUGGGGUUUUAGGCUGGGUUUCUGUAUAAGCACUUUGUGACAUCGGCUGAUGUAAAAAGGGCUUUAUAAAAACAUUUGAUUGAUUCAUUGAAUGUGAGACUAUGCGAUCACAUGCAACAGUUUCCUCCCCUAACUGUGUCUUCCUAAUGUAUUGUCUGAUGUCCUCUCUCCUGCCUGUAUUGUAGGUGGCCAUCCAGCUGAACGACACCCACCCUGCCAUGGCCAUCCCUGAGCUGAUGAGGAUCUUGUUGGACACGGAGCACCAGACAUGGGAGAAGGUAUAGUGCUGGUCCCCCUGCUAAAGCAAUGAUACAUACAAGUGUAAAGAAUACUUACCACAAAUGGGGGAAUGCUCCUAAAUGGAUUCACCAAACAUUAACCAAAACAAUUUCCUUCUACAUUUAUCUUUGUAUUUCCCCCAUCUCUCAGGCCUGGGACAUCUGUACACGUACCUGUGCCUACACCAACCACACCGUCCUGCCUGAGGCCCUGGAGCGCUGGCCCACCGACCUGCUCCAUAACCUUCUGCCCAGACACCUGGAGAUCAUCUACGAGAUCAACCGACGUCACCUGGAGGUAUAGUCAAACACUCCUGUAGCAUACAGUAUUAUAGCCAUACGAGUGUACGUAUACAGUGCAUUCGGAAAGUAUUCAGACCCCUUCACUUUUUCCACAUUUUGUGAUGUUACAGCCUUAUUCUAAAAUGGAUUCAAUAGUUAUUUCCCCUCAUCAAUCUACACACACUACCCCAUAAUGACAAAGCAAAAAUAGGUUUUUAGAAAUGUUGGCAAAUGUAUUAAAAAACCCCCGGAAAUAUCACAUUUACAUAAGUAUUCAGACCCUUUACUCAGUACUUUGUUGAAGCACCUUUGGCAGCAAUCACAGCCUCGAGUUUUCUUGGGUAUGACGCUACAAGCUUGGCACAUCUGUAUUUGGGGAGUUUCUCCCAUUCUUCUCUGCAGAUCCUCUCAAGCUCUGUCAGGUUGGAUGGGGAGCGUCACUGCACAGCUAUUUUCAGGUCUCCAGAGAUGUUAGAUCGGGUUCAAGUCCGGGCUCUGGCUGGGCCACUCAAGGACAUUCAGAGACUUGUCCCGAAGCCACUCUUGCAUUGUCUUGGCUGUGUGCUUUGUUUCGUUGUCCUGUUGAAAGGUGAACCUUCGCCCCAGUCUGAAGUCCUGAGCGCUCUGGAGCAGGUUUUCAUCAAGGAUCUCUCGGUACUUUGCUCCGUUCAUCUUUCCCUCGAUCCUGACUAGUCUCCCAGUCCCUGCCGCUGAAAAACAUCCCCACAGCAUGAUGCUGCCACCACGCUUCACCGUAGGGAUUGUGCCAGGUUUCCUCCAGACGUGACGCUUGGCAUUCAGGCCAAAGAGUUCAAUCUUGGUUUCAUCAGACCAGAGACUCUUGUUUCUCAUGGUCUGAUAGUCCUUUAGGUGCCUUUUGGCAAACUCCAAGCAGGCUGUCAUGUGCCUUUUACUGAGGAGUGGCUUGCGUCUGGCCACUCUACCAUAAAGGCCUGAUUGGUGGAGUGCUGCAGAGAUGGUUGUCCUUCUGGAAGGUUCUCCCAUAUACACAGAGGUACUCUGGAGCUCUGUCAGGGUGACCAUCGGGUUCUUGGUCACCUCCCUGACCAAGGCCCUUCUCCCCCGAUUGCUCAGUUUGGCCGUGCGGCCAGCUCUAGGAAGAGUGUUGGUGGUUUCAAACUUCUUCCAUUUAAGAAUGAUGGAGGCCACUGUGUUCUUGGGGACCUUCAAUGCUGCAGAAAUGUUUUGGUACCCUUCCCCAUAUCUGUUCCUCGACACAAUCCUGUCUCGGAGCUCAAUGGACAAUUCCUUCAACCUCAUGGCUUGGUUUUUGCUCUGACAUGCACUUUCAACUGUGGGACUUUAUAUAGACAGGUGUGUGCCUUUCCAAAUCAUGUCCAAUCAAUUGAAUUUAACACAGGUGGACUCCAAUCAAGUUGUAGAAACAUCUCAAGGAUGAUCAAUAGAAACAGGAUGCACCUGAGCUGAAUUUCGAGUCUCAUAUAAAAGGGUCUGAAUACUUAUGUAAAUAAGGUAUUUCUGUUUUUUAUUUGUAAUACAUUUGCAAAACUUUCCAAAAAAAACGGUUUUUGCUUUGUCAUUAUGAGGUUUUGUGUGUAGAUUGAUGAGGGGAAAAAAACAAUUUAAUCGUAACAAAAUGUGGAAAAAGUGAAGGGGUCUGAAUACUUUCCGAAUGCACUGUAUAUGAGAGAAUAUACUGUAAACAUAUAUUCACGUGCCAGAGAGGAUUAAGAGUUAGCUACUGUAAAAAGCAACAACAUAUCCCCCAAUAUUUGCUUCCUCAAUGUGAUGCAAACAAAUGGGUGUGAAUGUUGUCAAGGUCAUUAUUUCCAAUCCUCUUUCUCCUUUUUCUUCCCUCAGCGCAUCGCUAAGCUCUACCCCGGGGACCAUGACCGUCUGCGCCGCAUGUCCCUAGUGGAGGAGGGCGACCAGAAGAAGAUCAAUAUGGCCCACCUGUGCAUCGUGGGCUCCCACGCCGUCAACGGAGUGGCCCGCAUCCACUCGGACAUCCUCAAAGCAACUCUGUACGAAGAAACAUUGUUUUAGUUUGUUUUAUCUCUAGCUAGCUAUGAUGCUAUCUCUAGCUCUAUUGUUCCCUGUUUUUCCACUGGCCCCAAUAUGUUAAAUGGGAUUUGAUCUAUCAAUCGCUCAUUGUGCCCACUAGGUUCAAGGACUUCUACGAGGUGGACCCCCACAAGUUCCAGAACAAGACCAACGGGAUCACGCCCCGACGCUGGCUGGUCAUGUGCAACCCUGGGCUGGCUGAAGUCAUUGCAGAGGUAUGUGGUGGAGUGUAGCCGAAAUCACAACCAAAGUGGAGUGACAGUUGGUGCAAGUGUCGCAGUAGUGUCUGAGAAAUUAUUAUUCUAAAAAUGGUUAUUUCUGUAUGUUUGAAUGUUCAGAGGAUCGGUGAGGAUUACAUCCGCGAUCUGGACCAACUGAAGAAGUUGCUGACAUUCGUGGAUGACGACUCUUUGAUUCAUGACAUCGCCAAGGUCAAACAGGUCAGAACACAACAGUCUCUUGUAAUAUGUUGUCAUUGUCAUUCGAGUCACCAUCUCAGUCCGAGCCAAGGUCCACGCUAUAACUUCUAACACUUUACUGUGUCUAUCUGUAGGAGAACAAGCUGAAGUUUUCUGCCUAUCUUGAGGAGCACUACAAGGUGAAGAUCAACCCCGACUCCAUGUUCGACGUUCAAGUCAAGAGGAUCCACGAGUACAAGAGGCAGCUGCUCAACUGCCUGCACAUCAUCACUCUCUACAACCGUGAGUGGUCUUUUACAGCUUUAGUGAGAGACAUUAUUCUGUCAACCAAGUUAACCUGUCUUCUUUUUCAAUCAGGCAUCAAGAAGGAGCCCAACAGGAAUUGGACCCCCAGGACUAUCAUGAUUGGAGGAAAGGUGAGCCACAAUAGAAGUUUGAUCAAGUCAUUAGGAUACAGGUUGUACUGCAAAACUCAUUAGAUAUAUUUUGUUUGCCUGUGCCACAUCAGUUUGAGCUGUUUUGCCAACUGCUAUGGAGACAACGACCACAGUUGGCAAGACAGCACAAACAGAUCUGUGCCCUCUGUAUAAGAUUUUGGCAUCCAUGUGAUUCUAUAUUCUAAAAAAUUUCCCAGGCUGCCCCUGGUUACCACACGGCGAAACUGAUCAUUAGGCUGAUCACUGCCAUCGGAGAGAUUGUCAACCAUGACACUGUGGUGGGAGACCGCCUCAAAGUCAUCUUCCUGGAGAACUACAAGGUCACUCUGGCCGAGAAAAGUAAAUCAUUCACAUACUUGUUGCUUUCUUGGUUUUUAUUUAUGUUCCCAUUGGAGUGUAACUAAGGGGCUUCCCACUUCUGCCAUACAUUUUCUCUCUGCCUUGUCUCAUCCUCUGUUUCGGUUUCUCUCCUUCUCCCUCUCUCUCUCUCCAGUCAUCCCUGCGUCCGACCUGUCUGAGCAGAUCUCCACAGCUGGCACUGAGGCCUCUGGCACUGGCAACAUGAAGUUCAUGUUGAACGGAGCGCUCACCAUCGGCACCAUGGACGGAGCCAACGUAGAGAUGGCCGAGGAGGCCGGAGAAGAGAACCUCUUCAUCUUCGGCAUGAGGGUGGACGACGUUGACGCCAUGGACAAGAGUGGGUAAGACAGUGGCUGGGUGAAUGGAUGGAUGUAUGGAUGGAUGAAGGGUUCUGAUCAGAGAUGGUGGAGAAGAAGACAUGAGGAUUGGGAUUGGAUGAUAGCUAAGGAGAGAACAUUUCGGAUGACGUGGAAGGAUGCUUACUGGGUCAACUUUGGUGGAGAAGCCAAGACGAUUUGCAUGGUAAAGGAUAGAACCAAAAGAGACAGCUUUUUGUAUGACUUGGAAUGAAGGAUGAUAACUGGCGUGCAUCCCAUAAUGGAUUUUUAUAAAUGUAUCCUCUUCCCAGAUAUGAUGCCAUGGAGUACUACAACCGCAUUCCUGAGCUGAAGCAGGCCAUGGACCAGAUCGCUGGUGGAUUCUUUAGCCCCGACCAGCACGACCUCUUCAAGGACAUCGUCAACAUGCUGCUGCACCAUGACAGGUGGGGGAAAACGCUGAGUCACCAAUACCCAAAUGCAGACACACUGUACUCUACUGUUAUACACGCAGCCAGACAAUGUCUAACCGAGCAUGAUGUUUGUGUUGCAGAUUCAAGGUGUUCGCUGACUACGAAGCUUACAUCAAAUGCCAGGAGAAAGUCAGUGCUCUCUACAAGGUCAGACAGAAAAGCUUGAAAAUCUAUUGUUUUCUGUCUAUUUUUUCGUUGUAUUUUACCCCCUUUUUCUACCCAAUUUCGAUCUUGUCUCAUCGCUGCAUCUCCGCGCUUCUUAACACCCGCCCGCAUGUGUCAGAGAAAACACUGUUCAACUGACGACUGAGGUCAGACUGCAGGCGCCCGGCCCGCCACAAGGAGUCACUAGAGCGUGAUGAGCCAAGUAAAGCCCCACCGGCCAAACUCUCCCCUAACCCGGACGACCCUGGGCCAAUUGUGUGCCGCCCUAUGGGACUCUCGAUCACGGCCGGUUGUGAUACAGCCCGGGAUCGAACCCGGGUCUGUAGUGACGCCUCUAGCACUGUGAAGCAGUGCCUUAGACCGCUGCGCCACUCAGGAGGCCCUGUUUUCUGUAUCAAGACCUGUUUAAUGCUCUAUAAAUAAAUUGUGACUUGACUAUUCCCCUGCCAAUUGUAAGAGUGUUUCCACAUACAUAACAUAACAGUAUUCCUUCCUUCUGCAAUGGUUUGAAUUCCCCUCUCUUCCCAUCCAUCCCAACAGAACCCUAAAGAAUGGACCAAGAUGGUGAUCCACAACAUCGCCGGUUGUGGUAAAUUCUCUAGUGACCGCACUAUCUCCCAGUACGCCCGGGAGAUCUGGGGCAUGGAGCCCAGCCUGGAAAGGAUCCCUGCCCCAGACGAUCCUCGCCAAUAA